AUGGCUCGGUCGCAUAGCUUCCACGCCGGCCGAAAGCCAUUCCCCGAGGCUCUAGCGGUCCAACUGCCGCCCAGGUUUGUCUCCGGCCCUAUACCGUUCUGCAACCCAACACGGGCGGACUACCGUCUCUCCGACAGGAUCCGGGCAGAGAAACCACCCACGCCCACUGUUACAGAGCCCACCACAGUAGUACCUGAGAUCGAUCGACUUUGGCGCACAAGAGAUAACCGCAAAGGACGACAUGCCCUGCGAGUAUCUUGGCGACCCCCAGGGCCCGAGGGGAAGAGGUACCCCCGCAAUACAGCACAUCCGAUCCCCAUCGCCAAGGGGAUCAUCCGCAUGCUCACCAUGUUUCCGUACUGGGAUGUGUCGUUCCUCGUGGCUUGGCUGUUCACCUUGGGAUCGGUCAUUUGGGUCAUCAACGCCUUUUUCGUCUGGUUGCCGUUGGCAGCGCCCAGGACAGAAUUCCCUCAUGAAAUCCUGACCGGUGGAGGCAUCACCGCGUUUGUCGGUGCCACCGUCUUCGAGGUUGGCAGUGUGCUUCUCGUUCUCGAAGCCAUCAACGAGAACCAGACCGGCUGCUUUGGCUGGGCGGUAGAAACCGUCUCCAAGAAAGCCGAGGAUCGAAUCGAACAGGCUGUUGUCCGCGUCAAGUCGGACUUCCAGACGUGCCGCCACCACCACGUUCGACGGCAUGCAAUCCUCAAACCCUCGGAGACGAUAUCGGAUCAUCCUCACGGGACUUCCCCCAAGUCAUUCCGAUGGUUUCCCAGUCGGGCAGAAUUGCGCACCCAUUACGUGCGGGAGAUCGGCUUCCAGGCAUCCUUUGUGCAGUUGAUCGGGGCCACUAUUUUCUGGAUCUCUGGGUUUACGGGCCUCCCCGGCAUCCAGGAUCACCUGUCCCAGGCCGUUACCAAUGGCGUCUACUGGGUGCCCCAAAUCGUGGGUGGUGCCUGCUUCGUCAUCAGCGGCCUGCUCUUCACCAUUGAAACGCAGCCCAAGUGGUAUGUCCCAGCUCCCAGAGUCCUCGGCUGGCACACGGGGCUCUGGAACUUUAUCGGGGGGAUUGGAUUCACUCUCUGCGGCGUUCUCGGGCCUGCGAGCGCCAAUUCGGGGGUGGCGUAUCAGAGCACGCUGGCGACGUUCUGGGGGUCCUGGGCUUUCUUGUUGGGGUCGGGGAUUCAGUGGUAUGAGAGUCUAGAUAAAUAUCCUGUGGUGGAGAAGAAGAAGAAGAAGAAGUAA
Messenger RNA from Aspergillus clavatus NRRL 1, 1242 nucleotides. RefSeq lists its product as uncharacterized. Bases 1 to 1242 code for a protein of 413 amino acids. The record is from RefSeq and is a predicted model, not a curated record. The transcript has a single exon. NCBI's taxonomy places the organism in Eukaryota, Fungi, Ascomycota, Eurotiomycetes, Eurotiales, Aspergillaceae.